CGCACCCACACACCCCCCCCUCUCGCGCGAUGAGGGGCGGGACUUCCGGGCGCAGCGACUUCCGGGCGCCGCCGCUGUCACCCGCUGCUGCCGCCGCCGCCGCCGAUCGCGGCUCCGGGCCGGGCCCCGCCAUGUUCCCUCCGCCGCCGCCGCCGCCGCCGCCGCCGUCAUGAGCCGGAAGAAAAGCGGCUUCGCCAUCACCAGCGUCCGCGGCGGUAACGGGGGCGGCGGCGGCGGCGGGGGAGACGGUGGCGGCGGUUCCUCCUCCAGCCCCGGUGGAUCCCGGUUCCGUUUAGUCCGGUUACCCGGUCCCGGUGAAGCCUUACGGCGGGGUCGGUGGAUCUGCCGGGAUUUUUACGAGAGGGAAACGGUUCCCAGGGGAAGCGGGAGGAUCCCGCUCUCCCUCGACUCCCCCCGCAACCCCCCCCCGCCGCCGUUCCCCGCCGCCGCCGCCGCCGCCGCCCCCCACCAGCCCCGUUCGCUCGGGGCCUUCGCGCAGCUGGUGCAGCAGGCGUUGCCCCCGAGACCCCCCUCGCCCCGCCCAGGGGGCGGAGCCACCGGGCUGAGCGCUCGCCUGGGAUUGGCCGGAGAGGAGAGCGAGGAGGAGGGCGGCACGGGCAGCGGCGUGACCGCCAUCGACAACAAGAUUGAACAGGCCAUGGUGCGGUUCGAGCUGAGCCCCCCGGUGCAUGCUGGGAAGGAGGAGGAGGAGGAGGGGGGGCCCGCGCCCCCCCCGCCGCUGGGGACCCCGACCCUGCACAGCAGCCGGGGGGGGGCGGCGGGGGGGGCCCGGGAACCCUUCGACGCCCCCCGAGCAGCCGCUGCUCUCCUGGGCUGCUCGUUCGCCGCCCGCUGCGCCGUGGGGGGGGCGGCGGCCGGAGCCAUGAACGUGCCCCCGACCCAGCGCCUCUACAGGGGCCUGGUCAGCCUGGCAGUGCCCCCCCCACCGGGGCCGCGCAGGGGGGUGCUGCCCCCUCCCGCGCCCCCCUCCAAGGUUCCUGGACCCGAGGUGGGGGCGCUGGCGGGGGGGGCCGGGCAGGGGAGUGGGGGGGGCCCCUGGCUGCCCCCACCCGCCCCCCCAGAACCCCCCCGGCCCCUUCCCCGCCCCCCCGGAGCCACUUUCCUCAUGUACCGGAAGCUGCAGCAGUGGGGGGGGGGCUGAAGGGGAGGCGACCCCCCCCCCC
Messenger RNA from Grus americana (Whooping crane), 1184 nucleotides. RefSeq names its product protein phosphatase 1 regulatory subunit 35-like. The coding region runs from base 170 to 1162 and encodes 330 amino acids. NCBI's taxonomy places the organism in Eukaryota, Metazoa, Chordata, Aves, Gruiformes, Gruidae. The record is from RefSeq and is a predicted model, not a curated record. The transcript has 6 exons.